Notothenia coriiceps (black rockcod) is the source of this 4154-nucleotide messenger RNA. RefSeq names its product TBC1 domain family, member 16 (gene tbc1d16). Gene Ontology annotation, cellular component: early endosome. The coding region runs from base 218 to 2452 and encodes 744 amino acids. The transcript has 13 exons. Gene Ontology annotation, biological process: activation of GTPase activity. NCBI's taxonomy places the organism in Eukaryota, Metazoa, Chordata, Actinopteri, Perciformes, Nototheniidae. The record is from RefSeq and is a predicted model, not a curated record. Gene Ontology annotation, molecular function: GTPase activator activity.
CGAAAGCUUAGCAGUCAAACGUGUGGUGUCACUGUCGGAAAACACAGGGAUACAAACAAGACUAGACUCCGUAACAGCUGGGCUGAAUCCCGGAAAAAGGCGGCGAAACGACGCCGGUACAUGCUGCUCGGCUGCCCGGUGAGAUGGAUGUCCGAGGCGGGCUAUAGACUUCAGAAGGGCUGAAGAGGAUGGGCCCAGUGUCCCGGUGCCUGAGGAGAUGUCUCUGGGUCGGCUCCUGCGGCGUGCCUCCUCCAAGGCCUCCGACCUCCUGACCUUUAACCCCGGAGGCUCAUCACUGCGCUCGGGCCUGGACGGCGAGAUCAUCUUCUCCAAAAAUAAUGUUUGCGUGCACCCUGCAGAGCCCCUGCCCGGCCUGGCAGAGCACCACCCAGGCUACCUGUGCGUGCACACGGAGAAGGACGAGAGCCUGGGCACCACCCUGAUUCUCACCUGGGUGCCAAACUCCCGCAUCCAGAGGCAGGACGAGGAGGCUUUGCGCUACAUCACGCCGGAGAGCUCCCCCGUACGUAGGAACGCACGCCGCCGAGGCCGACGACCCCAUCCCCGUCACGCAGCAGCCCAGGAGGAAGAUGAGGAUGAGGAGAGGAACAUUACCAGCAGCACCUCCACUGAGGGGGCAGAGGCCGGAGCGGACCCCUCCUCUCACCAGCAGCCGCUGCCCUCCGCGGGGGAGGAGGGCGACGAGGGCUCCUGCGAGCUGUCGGACGAAGUGAGUCGGGAUAGCACCAUGGGCUCGGACUCGGACACGUUCUCCUCCCCGUUCUGCCUGUCGCCCGUCAGCGAGGCCCUCUGUGAGAGCAGCGGCUCUGUGUUCCUGGACAGUGAGAGCAGGGAGCUGUGCGAGGAGUCCAUGAACCACUCUUUAAGCUCCGCCUCCAGUCUGGACAGCCACGCCCCCUCCGAGAGCAGCGGCCAAUCGCAAGCCGUGCGGUGGGAGGAGCAGCAGAAGGUGCUGGCUCUGGAGCAGUUGUGUGGUGUUUUCAGGGUGGACCUGGGUCACAUGAGGUCACUGAGGCUCUUCUUCAGUGAUGAGGCGUGUACCAGUGGCCAGCUGGUGAUCGCCAGCAGAGAGAGCCAAUAUAAGAUCCUCCACUUUCAUCAUGCUGGCCUGGACAAGCUGUCUGAGGUCUUCCAACAGUGGAAGUGCUGCAGGGAAACUCAGCUCAAAGACCAGGUGGCAAAUGAGAAAUCUUGCAUGCAGUUUUCCAUCCAGAGGCCCACCCUGCCUUCGGCUGAGACCCACCCCGAGGAGAAGCUCUAUCGACGGCUGGAAGUCACCACCUGGCUACGUCACCUCAACCACAAUGGCCAGGUGGAGGAGGAGUAUAAGCUACGCAAGGCCAUCUUCUUCGGUGGUAUCGACCCAUCCAUCCGUGGUGAGGUGUGGCCCUUCCUGCUGCACUACUACAGCUAUGACUCCACCUCCCAGGAGAGAGAGGCCUGGAGGCUGCAAAAACGCACCCACUACCAUGAAAUCCAGCAGAGGAGAUUGUCCAUGAGCCCGGAGGAGCACAGCGAGUUCUGGAGAAAGGUCCAGUUCACGGUGGAUAAAGACGUGGUGAGAACAGACCGCAGCAACCACUUCUUCAGAGGAGAGAAUAACCCCAAUGUGGAGAUCAUGAGGCGGAUUCUGCUCAACUAUGCAGUGUUUAAUCCUGACAUGGGCUACUGCCAGGGCAUGUCGGACCUGGUGGCCCCCCUGCUCACUGAGAUCCAGGACGAAAGCGACACCUUCUGGUGCUUCGUAGGCCUCAUGGAGAACACCAUCUUCAUCAGCUCGCCGCGGGAUGAAGACAUGGAGAGGCAGCUGAUGUACCUGCGGGAGCUGCUGCGCCUCAUGCUGCCCCGCUUCCACCAGCACCUCACCGGGCUGGGGGAGGACGGCCUGCAGCUGCUCUUCUGCCACCGCUGGAUCCUGCUCUGCUUCAAACGAGAAUUCCCCGACACCGAGGCUCUGCGCAUGUGGGAGGCCUGCUGGGCUCACUACCAGACAGACUACUUUCACCUGUUCCUGUGUGUGGCCAUCAUUGUUCUGUACGGGGAGGAUGUGUCAGAUCAGCAGCUCGCCACGGACCAAAUGUUGCUCCACUUCAGCAACCUCUCCAUGCACAUGAAUGGAGAGCUGGUGUUACGCAAGGCCCGCAGCCUUCUCUACCAGUUCCGCCUGCUACCCAGAAUCCCCUGCAGCCUACACGACCUUUGUAAACUGUGUGGCCCGGGGAUGUGGGACAGCCGCUACAUCCCCACUGUGGAGUGUUCUGGUGAACACCCGGACUCACAGAGCUGCCCCUAUGGAGGCACCUCCACCCCCCAGCCCUCCUCACCCUCCCUCUCAAUCACGCCUUCGCCCUCAACCAACCCCACCCCCACGCCGGAGGGCAAAAAAAUCUCCAAAACCAGGGAUAUUUUCACCUUCCGGAAACAGUCCUGAGGGCAGGGGCUUUGGGGAGUUUGGCUGGUCUUUGCCUCACGUUGGUUUGGAUCCAUCUGCUGGAACAAUUUGUCCCUCCCUCUGACUCCUCUCCCCCAAAGUCCCUGCUUCUACGAUCUUACUGAGGAUGAUUGUCACUUUUCAUGUGGUGCAAUGUUGAACCCUGCCUUACCAGAAUGUUAUUUGCAUCGUUCAGUAUCACAUGAUUCUGCGAUGAGGACGGUUUGCUGCUGGACGGGCAGCAGAGCAGGGGGCUGCUCUCCUCUUGGAGCAGGAUGGACAAUCACCGGGGAAUUGUUGCUCCGGGGCUACUUCAGGUUUGAGUCUGCUGCUGGCUUGGCAAACUUCCAUGGGCUUUGUGGGCAGGGGUCACAUCAGGGUCUGAGGCAAGCGGCCUGAAAUCGUGCGGACUGCUCUGACCGAGGGUCAAAUGUAACUGGAGAUUCAUUCACAGGACAUGAACUUGAAUUUAUGAAAAAUGUUCUCACAAUAGAAUACUUGUGUGAAUAUCAAAUUACAUGUGCAGAUCUCGAGUCUGAGCAGGACAUUUUUAACAAGAAAUCCAAACCCUCUGUGCUAACAAAGAGGGGUUGACCUACAAAUGAUAUUAUAAGAAAUGAAUGGUACUUACAUUUUUUCUUUAAUUUUGUUUUUAAACAAGUGAAUGUUUGCGUUUAUAUCAGCAAUUACAAAUAUUUAGCAAUAUUAUAGCCUUGCAUGAGCAACUCCUCGACAUAUAGAGGGCACAACAUGUUUGAUGGAAAACACACAAGCCCAAAACAGAGGUAAGAAUGUGUUUACAGGACAAACACUCGCAUCAUGACAGGGCUCUGCAUAUAUCCUCUUUCCUAUCAGAUUAAGGAAAGGAACAUUCUCAUAAUAUCACUCCGUUAAAAAAUAGUUUUCCCGUCAGGCAGGAGGAAUCCAGGCAUUUGUUUCCUUCUGGUAAGUCAGACACAAAUGUUCUCGCUACCUGUUGAGACAGGAGCUUAAUCAUUUCCCACCCUAAGAUAUCAUUUCAAGCGUGUUGAGGUAUUGAAUUCAAUCAAUCAAUGUUUAUUUAUAGAAUUGAUAUGACAGCGCUGUCAGCCAAAGAAAGAAUACAUCAUGUUUUUAUCCUGACAGAAAAAUAGACAGCUUUGUGUUUUACUCGAAGACUUUUCUUCAUUUUUAGAAAGGCUUGUGAAAAAUUGACAGCACAGUGUUUUUAUUUCCCUUCAGUGUUCUCUUCACUUUCACCUUAAAAGCGAAUGACAAAGCACUAUCAACACUCAGAAUCAGUCCACAUGAAUGUAUCCGCUUUUUGUGUUUCUUCUCACUCACCAGGGUGAAACUGUACGGUGUGUGAGAGCGAGUGUGUGUAUAAACUGGAGUGACCUCCAAACAUCUGGUAAUGAGUUGGAGAACAGCCGUAGAGCCCCCCCCCCUGACCAGUCUCUUUAAUUACAGCUGUGAUCAUAGGGGGGGGGGGGGGGAAAGAAGAAAAUUGGGACUCUUUAGAGAAAUACAAUGGGGCAGAGGGGAAAGGGACGAUUUAAGCUUCACAGGGGGAUAGAAAGUGAUCAGCAUCCUGCCUCUGUGAUUUGCAAGUCCCAGAUGUAAAGAUGGUCUCCCCUCCGAGGCUUUUGAGUGACACUCCUGGGGCUGAAAACAUCUUCAAAUUGCUGCUAAAAUGUAACAUUAAGACCUUCAAUCAGCAACC